CUUAAAUGAGCACCAAUCUAGAAAAAUCCUAAACUCUUAUAAUUAUCCCGCCGUUUUUCCCAACACUUGUAAUUUUGGCUCUAAAACUUGUCUUCUCUUCAGUUUUCAGUCUUCACUCCCAACUCCCCUCAACAAAAAUCACCAUUCACAAAUUUGAGUAGACAGCAUUUUCCACCCUCUCUCUCUCACCCGCUCUCAAUCUCGAAGCCAUCAUCUGAGCUUUUCUAGCUUUUACUACAGGAGACGCCGGUGGCCGCCCAAUUCGCCUUCUUCGGCAGUUCGGCUUCGCGAGUUCGCGACCCAGUAGGCCAGCCGCCAGUACCCACGGACUUCGAAGUUCGAACUCAUUCGCAAAUCGCAGCUUCAAGCUUUAGGGUAGGAAGUGGUACUUCAUGCUCAAGCUUUCUGGUUGCAUGCUACUCCUUUGUCGUAAUAAGGUCUGAUCUUGGGAAGUGAGAAAAACUGAAGACAGCUGGUGCUUCUCGGAAUGGAUAGAAGUGGGGAUGUAGAAGCAGUUUUAGAUCUUCAAGCCAACUCUUCAAUAUCCGUGGCUUAUCAUCCUGAUUUUGGUCCUCAUGACGACCUGAUCCUUUUGGAGCUCGAUGAAAAGCUUCUUCCUGAUGUACUCUGCGAAAGAGUGUCUUUGAGGGGAGAGGCAGAUGAAGAGGCUGUUUUUUGUACUAAAUCAAAGACUUAUGCAAUCAAGUUUGUGGGUACAUCCAACUCUGUUUUUCUCAUCCCUCCUUCGAAAUCAUCAUCGUUACCCCAAAAUGCUAUGGAUUGUGAUGAGCAAAACUUAGAUCAGCCUGCUUUGGCAUCUGUGUUGAAAGUUGCUUCUGGUAGCUUGGAGCUUGUUGAGGUUGCUCCCAGAUUAGACAAGCUAAAAUUGCUUCUCUCAAAAAAACCCUUUAGCAUGAAGGAGUUGUCAGAAAUGGAUACUUUUUCAGAGAGUGAGGAACAGAACUCUGUAUAUAGAUGGGAUGAUCUCAUUGGACAGAUUCAAGCAAGUGAUGAGGAAUUAAGAUUGGGCUUAGAAGCUCUUAGUGCAUUAGAAAUCAAUGGGUAUUGGAGAAUUGUAGAUGACAAAUGCAUGGAUUCGGUCUUGAACAUGAUUUUGCAUAAUGCAGUGUUAAACGAUUGGUCUUUUGAUGCACUACCAGAAAAUGAAGUAGUCUGCAUGCUGGAAUCAGAUGGCUUUCCUCCGGGAAUUUCCACCCAUUGUUUGAGAGUUUAUGGAAAUAAAAUGAACAAUGAUGACGGUAUUUCUUUGUGGAAAUUGAAUGAAAAACAGGUUUGUGUCCAUUUUGCCAAAGGAAUUCUGAGGAAAGGAAAAGUGAAGAUGGACAAAUUCGUGGAGGAAUGGAAUAGUAAAAUUCCUCAUGGAAUGCAGACAAAUAUUAAUAUGUUGGAAGGUGAAGUCUUGACAGAGAGGAUUGGGGUGGAACUUUGGGUUCGUGCGUUUAGUGUUUCUUCUCUACCAUCAACUCCUGCUCAGCGUUUCUCAAUUCUCUUUAAAGAGAGACCAAAGUGGGAAUGGAAUGAUCUUGAGCCUUAUAUAAGAGAUUUGAAGGUACCCGGUCUUACUUCGGAGGGUUUGCUGCUCAAAUACACAAGAAGAUCACAACCAAGACCUGAUGUUGAACCUAUAUUUAGUGCACGGUAGUUGCAUAUGGGGUCGACACCAUUUGACGUUCAACAUGUUGCCUUUGGAUGUUGUUUACUUAUUUACAUAGGACUAUAGGAGUGUUACCGAGCAGUCACGGAGAUGAUGCGUUUCUAGAAGUGUGCUGGGUUGUAUCUGUAGCUAGGAAUGUUAAAUAUCAUGGUUAAAUUUAGCAUGCUGUUUGGGGUAUUCCCCUCUCUUUUCACCAAAAAAAAAAAAUGGUUAAAUUUAGCAAGUUAAUGAUUUUAAUAGUAAA
Beta vulgaris subsp. vulgaris (sugar beet) is the source of this 1919-nucleotide messenger RNA. RefSeq lists its product as uncharacterized. The record is from RefSeq and is a predicted model, not a curated record. Gene Ontology annotation, cellular component: Ctf18 RFC-like complex; nucleus; chromatin. Lineage: Eukaryota; Viridiplantae; Streptophyta; Magnoliopsida; Caryophyllales; Amaranthaceae. Gene Ontology annotation, biological process: mitotic sister chromatid cohesion; maintenance of mitotic sister chromatid cohesion. Bases 488 to 1663 code for a protein of 391 amino acids. The transcript is spliced from 5 exons.